Messenger RNA from Fulvia fulva, 1233 nucleotides. RefSeq names its product Malonyl CoA-acyl carrier protein transacylase. The transcript has a single exon. Gene Ontology annotation, biological process: fatty acid biosynthetic process. Bases 1 to 1233 code for a protein of 410 amino acids. Gene Ontology annotation, molecular function: [acyl-carrier-protein] S-malonyltransferase activity. Gene Ontology annotation, cellular component: mitochondrion. Lineage: Eukaryota; Fungi; Ascomycota; Dothideomycetes; Mycosphaerellales; Mycosphaerellaceae. The record is from RefSeq and is a predicted model, not a curated record.
AUGGCAACCAUCCUGAACCCUCCCUCGAAGCUCCUGUCACUGCGAACUCUACUGUCGCUCCCAGCCUCAAUCAGACCCGCCGUGUACGCAUCAUGUCACUCGCGAAGUCUAUCUACCGCACCGGAGAAGAAGCACCCAAAGACAGCCAUCUUCUUCCCGGGUCAAGGAGUGCAACGCGUGGGCAUGACCACAGACUGGCUAGAAGCAUUUCCCAGAACCGUGAAGCCCAUGCUGGAGCAGAUGGACGAGACCUUGAAUGUCAGCCUGUCGAAGAUCAUAGCAGAUGGGCCCAACAGUCUGCUCACAGCGACGGAGAAUGCGCAGCCUGCCAUUAUGUGGAGCUCAAUGAUCAUCCUGCGAGUCCUCGAGCAAGAGUUCAACUUCAAGGUGUCGGAAAGAGUCGACAUUACACUAGGUCACUCGCUGGGAGAGUUCGCCGCCCUCGUAGCAGGAGGUUACCUACGAGACACCGAUGCGCUGAAGUUGGUACGGAGAAGAGCAGAGAUCAUGGCCCGCUGCUCGAAAGAAGCCAAUGAGGAAGUCGGCAUGGUCGCGCUCGUCUGCGAAGCCGAUCACGUCGCCUCCAUGGUGCAGGCGAUCCACUCCUUCCUCGAUCAGAGCUCCGAAGGCGCAAAGACAGACUCCCACUCCGACACCGACCUGCCUCCCGUGCAACAGGUUAUGAUCGCGAACGUCAACUCGAAGAACCAGGUGGUCCUGUCCGGCGGUAUUCGUAGAAUAAAUGAACUCCUGACCCACCUCCGCCAAUUCUCUGGUCACGAUCCUCGCGCUGUACGAUUAAAGAGCGACUCGCCAUUCCACUCCCCCUUGAUGAAACCCGCCGCGGACCUCAUGAAGAAGAUGCUACACCAACCCUCCCCGACCGCAGGGAGGGAAGAGGACAUUGUAAUCUGGCCAGGCGUCAUGCCGUGUAUCAGCAACGUCUCAGCACGACCUUUCAAGAGCAAGACGCAGCUGAAAGAUUUCCUGGCGCAACAAUGUGUCGCGACGGUUCUGUGGCACGACAGCAUUGUAUACCUUCACCAGGAAGAGAAGUGCAAGCGCUGGAUUGGCAUUGGGCCAGGCAAGGUGGGCAGGAACCUUGUGGGCAAGGAAGUGGGCAUGAAGGGGGCUGGCACGAAGGGAGGAGGGGUGUGGGGGGUUAGUGGACCGGGUGAGGUGGAGGCUGUAUUGAGCGAUUUGGAUAGGACUGAUGCGUAUGAGGAGGAGUGA